AUGGCGAUAUCGGAGCUCUCUAGAGCAUUUACUUCAAGCGCCAAAGAUGAUGUUCAGUCUUCAAGUUGCUCAGAGGAGCUUUCCGCGGGAAAGGGUUCCAUCAUGUCCUCCGAUGCGAAAGUCCCAGCGCUUCACGCUUCCCUAGAAUUUAAGGAGGCCGAAGAAGCUGGCUACCCGGAAGAUUCGGCCAUCGAGUACCCGAGAGGCAUUCGACUAGCCCUGAUUAUCCUGGGCCUUGCUAUGGCCGUAUUCUUGGUGUUUUUGGACAUGACUCUUAUUGCAACGGCCAUUCCUGCAAUCACAAAUCAAUUCAACUCACUUCAACACGUCGGAUGGUACGGUUCCGCGUACAUGUUGAGCCUUUGCUCGUUCCAACUAGUCUACGGCAAAUGCUACGAGCUUUUCUCUCUGAAGUUGACAUUCAUGGUGGCCAUCGCUUUCCGAGAGGUCGGUCUAGCGGUUUGCGGAAGCGCACCCAACUCUAUUGCCUUCAUCAUCGGCCGUGCCAUUACCGGCAUUGGCUGCAGUGGCAUCAUCAUAGGUACCUGGGUUGUUCUGGCAAAUUCCGUCCCAAUCCGCCAACGGGCAGUGUACACUGGGUUCCUGGGCGCAUUCUCAGGCGUUGGCGGCAUCAUCGGUCCUCUGAUCUCAGGGGCCUUGACAGACAGUCAUUUGUCCUGGCGGUGGGCAUUCUACAUCAGUAUUCCUGUCGGUGUCGCAACACUGGGAUUGAUUCAAUUCUCUUUCAGACCUCCGGCCCAGGUUAUCUCUGACGGCAACAGAAAGCUGUCUUCCAAACUCAAGGAAUUCGACAUAAUUGGUCUUUCCGUUUUCUUCGCCUGCAUGGUCUGCCUUCUACUGGCACUACAGUGGGGCGGGUCGGAGUACCCGUGGAGUAGCGGUCCCAUGAUUGCACUCCUCGUGUUAUUUGCGGUCAUGCUGCUCGGUUUCGUCACUUCACAGAUUUGGAAAGGUGACAAGGCCGCUUUACCACCUCGGCUUAUGAAGCAGCGCAACGUUGCGUUUGCUUGCCUUUAUGCCGCCUGUAUCGACGCAGCUUACUAUACUACAGAUAUUUGGCUACCAAUAUGGUUUCAGGCGAUCAAGGGCAACUCAGCCAGGGAAUCCGGUAUCAAACUUGUGCCUUAUGUUGGUGGAGAGGUACUGGCGGCGUUGGUUGCCGGAUACCUGGUGACCCUCUUGGGAUGGUACAACCCCUUUAUGCUCUUUUCUACAGCCAUCUCUUCGGUCGGCCUUGGACUUAUGACCAGGUUCGAAGUUGGCACGGGUCCAAGCGAAUGGAUCACUUAUCCUAUCAUUGCAGGCAUCGGGAUUGGGGCAGGGACCCAACAACCCAUGAUGGGAGUGCAGUCCACUCUCGUUCUCGCGGAUAUUCCGGCUGGAACUGCUGCUGUCACUCUUUUUCAGAAUCUCGGUCCAGCAGUCCUUAUGUCGGUCGCAAAUACAGUCUUUGUCAACAAUUUGAAGCGGAAUUUACACGGCCAGGGCGGACUCGAUGGACAAGCUAUUGCCGACAUGGGAGCUACCAAUCUGAAGGACAUGAUCUCCAUAGAUCUACUUCCGGGGAUCAUCAACGCGUACAACAAGGCACUUCAGGAAACCUUUUGUGUACCGAUGGCAGUGGCAGUAAUCUCCAUCAUUGGGGUAUUAGGCAUGAAAUGGGAGAAAUUGCCGGCUUAA
Molecule: messenger RNA, 1701 nt
Organism: Colletotrichum gloeosporioides
Lineage: Eukaryota; Fungi; Ascomycota; Sordariomycetes; Glomerellales; Glomerellaceae
Product: Efflux pump roqT
Exons: 3
Coding region: 1-1701 (566 amino acids)
Biological process (GO): transmembrane transport
Molecular function (GO): transmembrane transporter activity
Source: RefSeq, a predicted model, not a curated record